Molecule: messenger RNA, 1844 nt
Organism: Larimichthys crocea (large yellow croaker)
Lineage: Eukaryota; Metazoa; Chordata; Actinopteri; Sciaenidae
Exons: 9
Coding region: 85-1677 (530 amino acids)
Biological process (GO): regulation of translational fidelity
Cellular component (GO): cytoplasm
Molecular function (GO): double-stranded RNA binding; nucleotidyltransferase activity; tRNA binding
Source: RefSeq, a predicted model, not a curated record
UACUGGCUGAUCAAGACUUGGGAUGAGUUUGUGCUAUCUGCUCUAGUUGUGGAAGAUGUUAGAGUGGUCUCAGGGAGGGAAGCGAUGGUGGGAGAUUGGCUCUUUGUUGCAGCAGGCCUAGUGCUCUGUGUGGGAAGCCUGAACACAGAUGUCCUGGAACUGAUCCACAACAUGCUGUUUGUACUGCUCACAGUGGCAACAAUCCCCCAGAUCCCUCUCCAUGGAUACUACAUCUUCUUUGGUAUAGCUUGCUCCCUGUUCACAGCAGUCUCCCUGUAUGGUACCUUCACACGUCUUAUUAACACCAUAGCAGAGAAGUCUCUAAUCCCUGUAGGACCACAGCCCAUCUCCACAGACCAGUUGAAAAAGGCUUUAAGCUGCAACAGGUCCAAGGAGGGGGAUCAAAAAUUGCCCCAAACUGACCGGGCUUCAGAUGCCCUAUUCUAUCUUUCAAAUGGGGUUGCAGCUCUUUCAGCUCUUCAUACAAGUUUAUCCAAUACAAAUCCUGCGUUCCUUCAUUUGACUGUCCCUUGGGUCCUUAUCGCUGGAGCCAUCAUCCAGGCCUAUGUCAGUCGGCUGCAAGUGAUGGAAGGUGGCCGUUUUGGGUCUGUCAUCUCAUCCAUCUAUGUAGUAGUAUGGGCAACCUGGACCUGGUUUAGGUUUGCAGGUGACCUGCUUCAGUUUUCCACAGAUGCAACCUACGCUUUUACAGCGGGAGCCAUUGCUUUCUUGGUCAUUAAUGGUUUCCUUAUACUGAUUGCUGCCUACAGGAACCUGGUUUUGCUGUGUCUAACAGUAGUCAUGGAAGUCGUUCUGGUCUGUUUCCUGCUUUCCACUCUGCAGCGACUGCCGUAUCAAUUAGAAAUGGCCAUGCUUGCACUGGUUUCAAUAAUUUGCAUAUAUGGAUUUCUUGCGUCAUUGGUGAACUGCAUCUUCUCACAGAGACUGCUACCUAUGGGCCCUCCGUUAAUAAAGGAGAAAAUGAAGCAGGACUCUGCUCCGGAGCUACCCUGUCCUGUGGCUAAUUCACGAGUCACCAGUGGUCUCAUGAAAAUCGCUAAACUUCUGGAGGAAGGGGGAGUAUGUGGUGUUCCCACAGACACUGUGUAUGCCCUGGCUGCCUCCUGCAAGAAUCCACAGGCUAUAGAGAAAAUCUACAAUAUUAAAGAUAGACCAGCAGAGAAGCCCAUCUGUAUUUGCAUUUCUAACGUGGAGCAGCUGGUGGCAGCCAAGCCUCCCUUCAGUCCUCUGCUCUGGGAGUUUAUGAGGAAUGUAUAUCCAGGAGGCAUCAGCUGCAUCGUCAGCAAAGGGGACUGGCUGUUCAGACUAGGUGUGGGACCAGCUUAUGACCGUGUUGGUACCAAGGAGAGCAUCAUGAUCCGUGUCCCUGACCACACGGUGACUGGCCACCUGUGUGACAUCACUGGACCCAUUGCUAUUACCUCAGCCAAUCCCAGCGGAGAGCCAGACAGCACCCACCACACCAUGGUCAUCAAUCGACUGGGACACAAGAUCCAAGGAGUUCUGUGUGAUGGAGACUCAAAUGAAGUUGUUGCUUCCACUAUAGUCAACUGCCUGAAGAUCGAUGAAGGGAUCAUCACCAUUGUGAGGGAAGGCUGUGUCCCUGCAGUAAAAGUCAGACAGAUCUUUGACAGAGUGAAAAGCACUAUGGUGUGAUUGUCUCAUACCUCAUUUCUCUCUUUCAUACCUGGUUCCCUACAAGAUUGGCUUCUUCAGCUCCCCCAUUUUCAUUCAACAAUCUCAGGAACACUUUAUGAACAAUAUGGGAAGACUGUGUGGAAGGUUGUGUGUGUAUAUAUAUAACUGUAUAACUGUAACUCUUU